Molecule: messenger RNA, 7476 nt
Organism: Trichoplax adhaerens
Lineage: Eukaryota; Metazoa; Placozoa; Uniplacotomia; Trichoplacea; Trichoplacidae
Exons: 45
Coding region: 1-7476 (2491 amino acids)
Molecular function (GO): protein binding
Source: RefSeq, a predicted model, not a curated record
AUGUCAGCAUCAUUGGCUAUGCAAGAAUUAAUGUCUGAUCCAUCGGGACAUUUUGCUCCAAAACCUCCACCAGGUAGAAGCAAAAUCAACAGGAAAAGACCUCAGACAGCCCCAGGGCGUCAAAUCACAACGGCUUCGAAAGCUCCAAAACUAUGGCGGUCAUCAACUUACAAUGAACCCAAUUUAAAAAGGAGAAAAUUUAUUGUGACAUUAAAUCAUAAGAAGGAUAUUUCCAGUAUAAGCCGCAAUGCUCCAUAUGCAAAUAGAGCCUACACUACAGCAAUGGCUACCGCAGCUAGAACCUAUAGUAACGCAUUGAAUAAAGGCCAGCAAAAAGAAAUUAUACCAAUAUAUAACCCACUGUGUGAUCCACAUCUGAAUGAUUAUUAUGCUCGCAAAUUUGGUUUGCUAAAUAGCCGAGACGAAUCUCGAAAAAACCGCAAGCAAGCUGGUGUUGCUUACCAGUUCGGCGUUAAAACGGGAGACAAGAAAGGAUCAGACACUGAUGCUAAGGUUUACAUCCAAGUUAUUGGAACAAAAGAUAAAAUUCCUAAAAAACGAUUAUUUAAGAAGCAAGAAACUGAAAAAACUGAAAGAGGAAAUCUCUUUAAAUUUGAUAAAAGCACAGUUGAAAAAUUUGCUGUUCAACAUCGAGACAUUGGUGAUCCAGUAAAAUUAAUCGUUGAGCACGACGGUAAUGAGAAACGACAUGGAUGGUUUCUUGAAGAAAUAACGUUAACUAACAUUCAAAGUAAAAAAUCAUGGUUAUUUCCUUGUCAUAAAUGGUUAUCAAAGUAUGAAGGUGACCGCAAAUUAUGUUACGAAUUAAAGCCUUUAGCUAAGGCCGGCAAAGCUGUAUAUGAAGUAAGCGUUCUGACCGGCGAUAAAAGAGGAGCUGGGACAGAUGCCAAUGUAUCCGUAACGCUAUUUGGCAAACAUACCAGUUCGCCAAAGAUUCAGCUAUUGAAAAGUAGUAAACAUAAGAAUCCAUUCGAACGCAAUAAUACCGACGAAUUUAAAAUUCGAACUCGAGAUGUCGGUAAAUUAAGCAAGAUAAGAAUUGAACAUGAUAAUGCUGGUUUUGGACCAGGAUGGUUUCUUGACAAGGUUAUCAUAUGCAACUUAGAAAAGCCAAAUGUUAAAUAUUAUUGUCCCUGUAACCAAUGGUUAGCCAAAGACGUUGGCGAUAAAUCAAUCAGCCGUGAUCUAACCGCUUAUACAGAUCCAAAUGCCGCACCCUCAGCCUAUGUCUACAUUGUUCAUACCUUUACUGGAAAUAAAAGAGGUGCUGGAACCGAUGCAAAUGUAUAUGCAGUCAUCUUUGGAGAUAGUGGCGAUACUGGAGAAAAAAGAUUGGAUAACUCUAAGAAUAAUUUUGAGAAAUCAAGAAAAGAUACCUUUAAAUUGAGUUGUUCUUGUGUUGGAAAAUUGGAAAGAUUGCGUAUUCGCCAUGAUAAUACUGGUCUCUUUGCUGGUUGGUAUCUAGACAAGGUUGUAGUCGAAGAUCCACAAGAACAGCAAUCUUAUACAUUUUACUGUCGACGAUGGUUAUCAAAAACAGAAGACGACGGAGAAAUUUGUCGAGAUCUAAUCGUAUCUGCAAGUGGAGAUGAUGGAGAUGAUUCUGUUGCUCCUAAAGGCUAUCCUUACCAUAUUCAUGUUACAACAAGUGAUGUCAAAAAUGCCGGUACGGAUGCCGAAGUCUAUGUUGUUAUGCACGGAGAAGGUAAAAAAAGUAAAGAGCUAAAUAGUGGUAAAUUAGUCUUGGCGAAUUCAGAAAAGAAAAAGAAUACUUUUGAACGCGCAAUGACGGAUAUCUUCCAUAUGGAAUGCGCUGAAAUGUUAUCACCACUAACUAAGCUAACAGUUGGCCAUGAUAAUAAAGGUUUAGCAGCUGGAUGGCAUUUAGAUAGGAUCGUAAUCGAUUGCCCAACCACUGGAAUUGAGCAAACAUUUUUAUGCCAACAAUGGUUGGAUAGGAAAGCUGGUGAUGGAUUAACAGAGAGAGAAUUAGUUGAAGCUUUCGAUAUGAGGAAAACAAGGCGGCCGAAACAACUUUGGUUCGCUUGGAUUUGGACCAGCGAUAUACGAGGUGCUGGCACUGAUGCUAAUGUAUCUAUGCAAAUCUAUGGCGAUAAAGGGAAAAGUCAAGAAAUCAAACUCGGAAAUAACACUGAUAACUUUGAACAAGCCACAUUAGAUAAAUUUAAGCUUGAAAUCGAUCAGGUUGGCGUUCCCUAUAAGCUAAGAAUUGGCCAUGAUAAUAGUAAUGCCUUUCCAGGAUGGCAUUUAGACAAGGUUAAAUUAGAAAAUAUGAAUGACAAAGAACAGUACUUGUUCAACUGUAAUCGAUGGCUAUCGAGAAGUGAAGAGGACAACGAAAUAAUACGAGAGUUGCCAGCUUCAGGUCCAAAUUGCCCGAAUUAUCCAAUUGUCAUUUACGAAGUAUCUGUCCAUACCGGUAAUAAAAUGGGCGGUGGAACAGAUGCUAACGUAUUCAUCAAGAUUUAUGGCGAAUUAGGCGAUUCUGGAUAUCGCCCUUUAAAGUCUUCCAAAAGCCAUAAUAAUAAAUUUGAAAGAAAUCAAGUUGAUGUCUUUCAUAUUGAGGCUGUAACAUUAAAGGCAUUGAAGAAAAUAAAGAUUGGCCACGAUGGCAAUAAUCCCGGAGCUGGUUGGUUUCUGGAUAAAGUAGUGAUCAAAGAGCUCAACGGAGAAGCAUCCAAUGAAUUUCCUUGCAAUCGAUGGCUGUCUAAGAGUGAGGAUGAUGGUCAAAUAGUCCGGGAAUUAUUCUUAAAAAGUGAUACUCCACUUCUGAAAACAACCUCAUAUCACAUUUCCGUUAAGACGGGAGAUGUUCGCAAUGCUGGAACCGAUGCCAAUGUUUUCAUACAAAUCUUCGGUGCUAAAGAUGAUACUGGUCGCGUUCGUCUUAAGCAAUCGCUUAAUACAAGCAAUAAAUUUGAAAGAAACCGUAUUGAUAAAUUUAUUAUAGAAGCAGCACAAAUUGGCAAGAUUGAGAAAAUAAUAAUUGGCCAUGACGGUAAAGGUCUAGGAAGUGGUUGGUUCUUAGAUUACAUAGAACUUGAUGUUCCAUCAGUGGGUCGAUUAUAUCGUUUUUCUUGCCAUCAAUGGUUUGAUAGUACUGAAGGAGAUCGAAAAGUUGAGAGGGAGUUAUAUCCAAGCGAAUGUAUCAAAUCGGCAGCAAAAAUUCCUUAUCAAAUUUCCGUUCACACCGGCGAUAUCCGCCAUGCCGGUACGGAUUCUAAUGUAUUCGCAGUCAUCUAUGGUGAAAACGGUAAGACCGAAGAAUUAAAGUUAAGGAAUAAAUCCGAUAACUUUGAACGUGGACAAGUCGAUGUAUUUAAGGUCGAAUGUGAAGAUGUUGGUAAAUUAAGAAAACUUCGCAUUGGUCAUGAUAGCGCAGGUAUGGGAUCGGCAUGGUUUCUUGACAAGGUCUACGUACGUCGAUUACCACCGAAAAGUGGUAAAAAAAGCAAAGAAACCGAUGAAAGAGAAGAGGAAACGGCAAAGAAAGACGCUGACGAACCGGAAAAAUUAGACGAAAAUAACUAUUUAUUUGUUGCUAAUCGUUGGCUAUCAAAAGAAGAAGGAGAUCGUCAAACAGUUAUUGAAAUAUCCCCCGUUGGAGUCGAUGGAGCGCUAGCAGAAAUGACUUAUACUAUUCGUGUUAUCACUGGCAAUAAAUUUGGAUGUGGAACCAAUGCUAAUGUCUUCAUAAAUAUGUACGGGGAAGAAGGCGAUUCUGGUGAAAGACAGCUGAAAAAAUCAGAAACCCAUACUGAUAAAUUUGAACGCAAUCAGGAGGACGUUUUUAAGAUUAGCUGCCUCAGCCUGGGCGAACUGAAGAAAAUCAAAAUUAGACAUGAUAACUCAGGUUUUAGGCCGGCAUGGUUCUUGGAUAAAGUUAUUAUUGAAGUUGGAGAAUCCAAAUAUCAAUUCAUGUGCGAUCGAUGGCUAGCUAAAGAUGAAGACGAUGGUCAAAUAUCUCGAGAGUUAUUACCACAAAGUGACGAACAAAGUAGGGCAGAAGCCAUAGGUGCAUCUAAAGAUUUGCAAAAGAAAGUUGCUAGCACAACCUAUAAUGUCUCUGUGACUACUGGUGAUAUUAAAGGAGCUGGAACCGAUGCUAAUGUCCACAUAGUUUUAUACGGCGAAAAAGAUGACACAGGCCUUAUCCACCUGAAAAACUCCACAACUCACUCCAAUAAAUUUGAAAGAAAUCAAGAGGAUAGAUUUGUUGUUGAAGCAAUCGAUAUUGGAGAGCUUAAAAAAAUCAAAAUUGGACAUGACAAUAAAGGUGGAAUGGCUGGUUGGUUCUUGAAUAAAGUAGAGAUCGAUAUUCCCUCACUAGGACGUCGAUUACUUUUCCCUUGCGGUAGAUGGAUAGAUAAAGGCAAAGACGAUGGAGCUUUGGAACGAGAGCUUUAUCCGUUAAAUGAAGCCGAAGAAACUUAUCGGCCGCAUAUCCCCUAUGAAGUAACGGUUUAUACAACCGAUAAACGUGGCGCAAGUACUGGAGCCAAUGUUUAUGUUGUCAUUUAUGGCGAAGAAAAUCAAACUGAGCAAGCUAGCUUAGAGCCUGACAAAAAGAGGCGGAAACAAUAUUUCAAGAACGGUGCCAUUGAUAAAUUUGUCUUGGAGCUUGAUGAUGUCGGUGAAGAGAUUACCAAACUGAGAAUUGGCCAUGAUGGUAAAGGUUGGGGAGCUGGAUGGCAUCUGGAUAAAGUAGAAAUAUGUCGAUUGCUGGACGGUGGAAAAGCAUCGAAAAAAUUUACAUUCCAAUGUAAUCGAUGGUUAGCAUCCGAUGAGGAUGAUGGCGCUAUAGUUCGUGAAUUAGUUCCUUCGGAAAUUGUAGAGAAAAGUUCAAAAGACGGAGGCCAAGUAAAGACCAAAGUUACUAAACCUACCGAUGGGCUAAAAGUUAAGCCGUAUACUAUCCAUGUCUUUACUGGGGAUGUGGAUGGAGCAGGUACCAACGCUAAUGUAUUCCUGACAAUAUUUGGUGAAAGUGGCGAUUCUGGUGAACGUAAAUUAGCCAAAUCAGACACUCAUUACGACAAAUUCGAACGUAAUCAAGAGGAUAUCUUUCAUAUCGAAGCUGCUGAUCUUGGUAGACUGUUUAAGGUUAAAAUUCGCCACGACAAUACGGGUAGUCUCUUUAGUCCUGCUUGGUUCCUUAAUCGUAUUGAAAUAGUUGAUGAUGAAAACGAGGAAACGACAGCAUUCCCUUGUGAAAGAUGGCUAGCUAAGAAGAAAGAUGAUGGUAAAAUUGACCGUACAUUAUUUGUUAAAGGUUGGGAAGGCGAUACGUCUAGUGUUGCUACAACACGGAGCAAAGCGUCCUUUCGAAGUAAUUCUACUGACCUUGGUGAAAUGGUAUCAGCCAGUGGACGCCGCGCUAGUUCAAGGAAAGGACCAGUCAUGGCUCCAAUCGAUGAAAAAUGUGUUCCGUAUAACAUUAAAGUCACUGUGGGUGAAGAGUCGAGCAAAAACUUUCAAGAAACACUCCAUCUUGAACUUUUUGGUCAAAUUGAGGAAGAAAAGUCAGGGCCUAUCGAACUCUCGCCUGAAAAGAAAAGUGAUAAAACUUUCUACCCUGGAAAAAUUACUACCUUUUACGUUAGUGCCGCUGAAGUAAAUAUCAUUGAGAAAAUUCAAGUUAGCCAUAAUAGUUAUAUGCCAGACUCUGGUAUCUACCUGAAAGAAAUUGAAGUUGAUGUACCAACCAUUGGAAAUAAGUAUAUCUUUCCUUGUAAUCGUUGGCUAGCGAAAGAUAAAGAUGAUAGUAAGACUUCACGCAUCUUCACCGCAGCCAAUGCUCAAGUAACUUCCUACACAGCGCUAAAACCUUAUGAGUUAACCAUCCAUACUGGCGACGUGCAAAAUGCUGGAACAGAUUCCAAUAUAUUCGUUAUUCUAUUCGGAACAAAAGGCAGAACACCUGAAAUAUCUUUAGAGAAGAAUGAAGAUCGAUUUGAAAGAGCCAAAGUCGAUAUUAUUCCGCUGGAAUUAGACGAUGUAGGCACUAUUAAAAAGAUCAGAAUUGGUCAUGAUGGUAAAGGAAGUAGAACAGACUGGUAUCUAGAAAAGGCAUCAAUCCAAAGAAUGGAUACUUUAGAUAUGUAUAUGUUCAGGGCUAAUCAGUGGUUCUCCAAGAAAAUUGACGAUAAAAAAUUAGUCCGUGAAAUUCCAGCAGAAACAAGUAAAGAGGGUGCUACAACAAUUAAGAAGAUCAACUAUGUUUUAUCCACACAUACCUCGGAUAAGCGCGGAUCGGGUACCGAUGCCAAUGUAUUUGUUAUCAUAUUUGGUGAAAAUGGCGACUCUGGAGAAAUUGCCUUGAAAAAAUCAGAAACCAAUUGGAAUAAAUUUGAAAAAGGUCAAACCGAUGUUUUCCUUAUUAAUGAUCGCUUAAGCUUAGGACGAUUACAAAAGCUUCGCAUCUGGCAUGACAACGCAGGAUUUGGUGCAAGCUGGCACUUGGCCUCAGUAGACAUAGUUGAUGAAAGUACAGGCGUUAAAUAUACAUUCCCAUGCGAUAAAUGGCUCUCAAAGAGCAAUGGCGAUAAAUUGAUUCUCCGUGAACUUCCAUGUGCGGAAACAGCAGGAAAUACUGCUGCAUCUAAAGCUACUAAGCAAGAGAGUAAAUCUGGAAAAGCAGAAUACGAAAUUGCAUUUACAACUGGCACUGAAAAAAGAGCUGGAACAAAUCAAGAUGUAGCCAUUGUACUGAAAGGGAAAAGCGAAAAGUCAAGAGAAUUCUUAAUUGAAAACAAUGAAGAUAAAAAAUACUUCAGCAAAGGCAAAACAAAUAAAUUUACUUAUACCUGUAAGCCUCUUGGUGAUAUCACCAAGGCCAUUGUGUCACAUCGUGAAAGUGCAAUUGGUGAAGAGCCUGAUUCUAAAAACUCAUCGUGGUACUUAAAAGUAGUUACUGUUGUCCAUAAAGCAAGCGGAACAACGUACAAGUUCCCUUGUAAUAAAUGGAUAGAUCUUGAUGACGAUGAGGAAAACAAUUCCUCUGUAACAUUAAAGUGUAAAUCUGCUGAUGUAGCAGCUUCAUCGAAGGCAAAACCUGUUGAACUGAAACCUGUUAAAUACGAAGUAACGGUUGUGACUGGCGAUGAAAAAGGAGCUGGAACUGAUGCCAAUGUAUCUGUAAUAUUAUACGGAGAUAAUGGCGAUACUGGUCCACGACCACUAAAGAAGAAAUUUGUUAACUUAUUUGAAAGAAAUCAACACGAUAAGUUUACUAUUGAAGCAUUAGAUCUUGGUAAACUAACGAAGCUUCACAUUGAACAUGAUAAUAAAGGAUGGGGUGCAAGCUGGUUACUUGAUAGAGUUGAAGUUCAUAACGUAGACAGUAAUGAAACUAUUAUAUUUCCGUGUAAGCAGUGGCUCGACAAGAAAAAAGGAGAUGGUCAAAUUGCCAAAGAUCUUCUCCCUGAAUCUUAA